AUGAAGAGAAAAUGGGAGGAAAGACUGAAGAAAGUGGAAGAACUAGCGUCUCACUACGAAAGAAACCCGCUUCCUCCAGUUUAUAGACCAAAACUAUCCAAACCCUUUCUGCCAUCCCCUGUUUGGAAAAUAUUUUGUCGGCAGGCUGAAGCUUUCAAUUAUGUAAAAACCUGCAAAGAGGAUGUUCAUGUAUUUGCCUUGGAAAAGAACACACAAAGUGGACAGAGGUUUUACCUUGUAACAACAUAUAAAGAGCUUUGGUUUUAUUACACCAAAGGUUAUAAAACAAGUCUUAUGCAUUGCUAUGAAAUAAUUCCUGAAAAAGAUGCUUGCAAACUUUAUUUUGAUUUGGAGUUCUACAAACCAGCAAACCCUGGUGCUGAUGGCAAGAAUAUGGUUGCAAAGUUAAUAGAGCUUGUCAGCCAAAAAUUAGAAGAACUUUAUGAUGUAAAUUGUUCAGCCAAAGACGUCUUGAAUUUAGAUUCCAGUACGGAUGAAAAAUUUAGUCGACACUUAAUAUUUCUACCCCAAAAGACUGUAUUUAAGGAUAAUAUUCAUGUUGGUAACUUUGUGAGAACCAUUUUGCAGCCUGCCAUAAGGUUAAUGGAGAGUAAAGCUGCUGCUGUGAUUCCAGAAGAAGGAGCAGGACAUGUUUUCCAGUGUUCUGCAGAAGCAGUUGGAUUAGACGGUUCUCCUGCAAACCUCACAGCCAUCAAAGAUGCUUCCAAAGGCUGGCCAGCUGUUGCUUACAAAACAAAGGAUGCGGAAACAUCACACCAGGCAGAAAAUUCACAAUUUUCCUUUCUAAUAGUAAAUGAUAAAGAAGGAGACAAGCAACUUUUUGUGGAUCUAGGAGUUUAUACAAAGAAUAGAAAUUUCCGGAUGUAUAAAUCAUCAAAAGCAGGAAAAAAUGUGAUUCUGAAGAUAGCAGAGGAUAAUAAGUUUGUCCCUAACAGUGAAGAGAAUGUUUCCUUGGAAGAAGCGUAUUUUCUUUCCUCUUUGAUCUGCAACAUUAGAGUGAGGGAUGACACAAAAGUUCUGUCAUCUGGCUUUUCAGAGGAGGAGAGAAAAAUGUCUGCUUUUUUAAACAGUAGAACUACCAGAAGCAGUAGAGAUUCCAUGGAAGCUUAUCAGGAUUCACCAUAUCCAGAAAUUGAUUGUUUUGUUCGUUCUUUGGUUAAUAAAGAUGGAGUGCAAGGAGGGAUACGACGGUGGAAUUAUUUCUCUCUGGAAGAAAUACUUGUAUAUGAUAUUUCUGGUUACCGCUGGUGUGAAAAUAUUGGAAGAGCUCACAAAAGUAACAACAUAAUGAUUCUGGUAGAUCUAAAGAAGGAGGUCUGGUAUCAAAAGUGUCAUGAUCCAGUCUGCAGAGAAAAAAACUUCAAGUCACAAAGUUUUCCAUUACCACCUUGGAUAUGUCUCCCUUUUCUUUUCAAAGAGGAAGAGGACCCAGUAAUGGAUGAAAUGGGAGAAAAAGUAAAACCACAUUCUAAUGCGGCAGACUUGUCAAAAAGCUCAGUAUCUUCAGAAAAAAGCUUGUCUCAAGACUUCCUGUUGUCAGACAGCGAGUGGGACAAUGCAAGCAAUGAUGCCCAUUUCCUAGAAGCUACUGAAAAUGUGGAACUAGCUGAAGCUGCAAAUGAUAGUCUGAAUUAUGCCAUGGAAGAAAUUCCUGAUGAAGUUCUUUUGGAAGCCUUAAGGAAACAGUACACUUGCAGUAAAGGCAGCAGGUAG
Phaethon lepturus (White-tailed tropicbird) is the source of this 1734-nucleotide messenger RNA. It is a transcript of the gene PRIMPOL, whose product is annotated as primase and polymerase (DNA-directed). Gene Ontology annotation, molecular function: DNA-directed DNA polymerase activity; chromatin binding. Gene Ontology annotation, cellular component: mitochondrial matrix; nucleus. The coding region runs from base 1 to 1734 and encodes 577 amino acids. Lineage: Eukaryota; Metazoa; Chordata; Aves; Phaethontiformes; Phaethontidae. Gene Ontology annotation, biological process: response to UV; mitochondrial DNA replication; replication fork processing. The record is from RefSeq and is a predicted model, not a curated record. The transcript has 12 exons.